AUGACAACAUACUUCAUUCGAAACUAUAAAGAAAUUCUCAAAGCUUGUGGUGGAAUGAACAUUGAGAAACAGAUGAAGAUUUAUACAAAGAGAGAAGAUAAAUAUGUAGUUCGUUAUGAUAGAACAACACCGUUAUGGGAUGUUAUGAAAACAUUGUGGGAGUGCAAAUAUUUCGAACCUAUUUCUUAUGGAGAACUUUUCACAUAUACUACUGACUUAUAUAAACAGAACCUUGCACCAUUUAAAGAUUUGACAUAUGCUCCAAAGUAUUGUGUACAACUGAAGAAGAAAGCAGAGUCAAAAGAAGUAAAUAAAGCUAAAUGUAAAUUCAUACCUGAGCACGUUUUCUUUGCUGACUUUGAGUGUAGCACAGACGGCUUUCAUAAAGCUUUUAACAUCUGUUACGACAGUGAAGAUGGUUCAGUGAGUGAAAGCAUUUGGGGUCAGAACUGUGCAACAGAAUUUUUGGAACGACUUCCUGACAAGAGUUUAAUAUAUUUCCAUAACCUCAGUUAUGACAUAAACUUCAUCUUAAGACACAUGACAGAAGUGAAAGGAACUCCCAUCAUUAAAGGUUCACGAACAAUGCAAAUAACUGGUUUAUAUAAAGGACGGGCAAUUAUUAUAAAAGACUCUUACAGUGUUAUAAAUAAGAAGCUUAAACUAUUUCCUGCUAUGUUUAACUUACAAACAGGACCGAAAGAAGUAUUUCCAUAUAACUACUACAGCAGUGUUUUGUUAGCAAAUGACAACAGAACUGGUGUCAUUUCUGAAGCAUGUAAGUUUGUCAAGGAUGCAGAUACAUUCAUGAAAAACAUAGAUUUCAUCAAAGGUUGCAGAAUAGAUGAGAACCACUUCGACUUAGAAAAAUAUAGCACGUUUUACUGCAAACAAGAUGUAA
Messenger RNA from Trichomonas vaginalis G3, 901 nucleotides. RefSeq names its product organellar and viral DNA polymerase type B. The annotation marks the transcript as partial. The record is from RefSeq and is a predicted model, not a curated record. Gene Ontology annotation, molecular function: DNA binding; nucleotide binding; DNA-directed DNA polymerase activity. Gene Ontology annotation, biological process: DNA replication. Lineage: Eukaryota; Parabasalia; Trichomonadida; Trichomonadidae. The transcript has a single exon.